UCGAUACCUUAAUAAUACAUUUACAUCCCUACCAGUUAUUGAAUAAAUCGUAGAUUAUAACGGAGAUUUACUUCCGUUGUAAAUUUGCUUGAUUUUCUGUUUUCGUAAUGAUUUAUGGAUAUUUUCAUUAAUAAAACUGUCGCCCAUAACUCUGGUAAAUUAAUAAUUGUUUCACUUUAGAAACCAAAUUCUAAAAUGGACGAUGACACUAGUUCUGAUAUGCAGAAAUGCUUAUCCGACGGACAAGUGGAUACAGAUGAAGGACCAUUGAUCAACGAAAAUUCCAACGGAUUAUCGCAUUUGCUCACGGAGGGUGAGUUCAAUAGUGUGGACGCGGUAGCUGUUGACGAGUCGUCGACUUCAAACCAGGCGUUCCUUAACGCAGUUGAAUUGUCGACGGGCAGUGUUGGGGAUUAUUUAGGCAACAAUACAGAUGGAUUCAACUCGGACUCGUUUGAUGUCGGGGACAACGCCGUCACGUUCCACAGCGAUUCAAUGAACAAUGUUCUAGACGGCGAUUCGUUGUUAGGUGACGCCGGAUAUAAAAUGGCUUCGGACACUGAGGGUGACGUUACCCAGAAAUUAACAAUAGACUCUGUUUUUGGGCAUACCAACGAAAGCAGUGAUUUAAAUGACAUGGCUACCACUGAUGAGGCAGGAAUCGCAGAAAAGACUGCUACAGACGAAAAUAAACAAGGUGACUAUCAUGAAGAAAUGGUUGAUGAUGAACAAUCUAAGAGUUACAACAAUGACUCUGAUAAAGAAGCUGCUGAAAACGAAAUGUCCCAGGUUGAGGAUAUUGAAAAAAUUACAGAAGAACAUGUCAAGGAAAGUGUAACUCCAGUUAAAAGAGCUGUAAAGGUUGGAGGUGCCGAAGAAACUGAAGUUGUUUCAGAGGAUGAACUUCCUGAGGUGCAAAAACCAAGUAUCAAGGAUGCUGAGAAUGUGUCGGAUGAUGAGCUACCUGGCCCCAAACCGGCUGAGCUGCCAGCAGAUACUGAGGUUGUGUCAGAAGAUGAAUUACCAGCUUCAAAGAAGGAUGCUAAAGAAUCUCGCAAACGUAAAACUGGUGAGGAACAAGACGGGUAUGAUCCUGGAUCUCCAACAUCAGAAAACGAAUCCUCAAAUAAAAAACAAGCAGUUGCUAAGAAUGGAGAAAGUAAACCAAUACCUGCAGAAAAACGGACAUCAGUGGAUGAAAAACCAAAAAAGAAAACCCUCCCAGAACUGGACAAGUAUUGGAAGGUGGUCAAUGAUGAUCCUACAGAUUUCACUGGCUGGACAUAUCUGUUACAAUAUGUGGACCAAGAGAGCGACGUGGAGGCAGCACGUGAAGCCUACGACGCAUUCUUGUCUCACUACCCAUACUGUUACGGUUACUGGCGAAAAUACGCAGACUACGAAAAGCGUAAAGGGAGUAAAAAGAAGUGCCUAGAGGUGUUGGAAAGGGGGUUAAAAGCUAUACCACUGUCAGUGGAUCUAUGGAUACAUUAUCUCAAUCAUAUAAAGGCCACUAGGAACGAAGACCAUGCUUUCAUCAGAACUCAAUAUGAAAGAGCUAUUGACGCGUGUGGCUUAGAAUUCCGUUCUGAUCGCCUCUGGGAGUCUUACAUCAAGUGGGAAGCUGAAAAUGGUUCUGCACUCAAUGUGACCAAUAUUUAUGAUCGUCUGCUGGCCACACCGACACUCGGUUACACGUCCCAUUUUGAUAAUUUCCAAGAGCACGUGAUGUCGGAGCCGGCGCCGGGCGUGGUGUCGCACGCGGAGCUGGUGCGGCUGCGCGGCGAGGUGCGCGAGGCGGCGGGCGCGCAGCCGCAGCUCGACCUGCCGCCCGGCGAGGACGAGCCCUCCGACCACGUGGCGUCUGAAGAAGAGGCACAAGCGAUUAAGGAGCGUAUUAUUGCUGCUCGCAGAAAAGUACACAAAGCUACCAGUGAACAAGUAGCAGCAAGAUGGACUUUCGAAGAAGGCAUUAAACGGCCGUACUUCCACGUGAAACCACUAGAGCGAUGUCAAUUGAAGAACUGGAAAUCGUACUUGGAGUGGGAGAAGCAACACGGCUCGUUCAAACGCGCGCUCGUCUUGCACGAGCGGUGCCUCAUAGCCUGCGCGCUCUAUGAAGAGUUUUGGAUGAGGCUCGUAAAAUUCUUAGAAGAACGUGCGGAGUCCGAUCCGGAACUGAUCGCUAUAGAGCGCGAGGUUUUGGAGCGCGCGUGUACAGUUCAUCACCUGGACAAGCCUGACCUACAUCUCUAUUGGGCACACUUCGAAGAGGCCCAGGGUAAUCCCACUAAGGCGGCGGAGAUACUCGACCGGAUAGAGAAAACUCAUCCACAUCUAGUCCAAAUACAGUACAGACGUGUAAACCUCGAACGGCGUCGUGGCGACUAUGAUAAGUGCGCUCAGCUGUACGAAGCCUAUAUAUCGGGUGCCAAGAAUAAGGCUAUCAGUUCAGCUCUCUCCAUUAAAUACGCCCGGUUUCUAUUCCACGUGCGAAAAGAUCCUGCCGGCGCGAGGAAAGUAUUAGACAAGGCGUUAUCUAUCGACCCUCUCAACCCGAGACUUCAUAUGCAGAGAGUCGACAUCGCACUACACACCGAUGGCACCACAUAUGCGGAGUUGGACGAGUUGGUGCAGUCGUAUGAGAAGCAGGAGGGCGCGGAAUUGGAGGUGAGCGCGGGCAUGGCGUGGCGGCGGCGCGAGCUCGCCGAGGAGCUCGGCGCUGCGGCCGACGCUCGCGCCGCUCAUGCGCAUGCGCGCGCCCUGCACAAGCACCUGCGCAAGCGCGCGCGCAAAGACAAGCACGACCCGCCGCCGCCGCCUAGUACUGCCGAUGCAGCCAAGAAAAAGGAUGGAAGCACCGUUGUACCUACUAACAUUAACACAACGGCGGGAAACAAUUCGUAUUACCAGACUGCAGCUGCAACGGCGCAGUCUUACGACCCUUCCUACCAGCAACCAUACCAGCCACCUUGGGGAUACCAGCAGCCGCCUGGUCCCUACCAACACCAUCCCCACCCAUGGUCCCAGUACCCCAAUUACUACUAACUUUUAAUGCACUAAUGAUUAUCAACAUUCAAUGAUAUAUUGGCAGAAUGUUUCCAUUGUCAAUAACAUUUGAUAGCAUUGAUUGAACGGCAUCUUUAACGUAAUGCUGCUUCCAGACAUCGAAACCGUUUGCCGAAAAGAGUCCGAGCUUGAACAACAACGCCAAUAUAUAUGUGUAUUGGGUUAUUUGUAUAUACGGUGUUACGUUAUGACGUGACCCCUCGCGAACUUCCGUAAAAAGGGGACAAUGAGUUUAAGUUACCAGGUAUGUUACGCCAAGUGUGGACGGCGAUAUUUUCUGGCUCGCCAAAACAACUCGGUUACAUUUCGGGUUCGGGAGACGUCCAUACUUGCUAUUGUGAGUGCGUGUGUCUUCAGUAACGCUGUUUUGACAUGGGGUUUCAUGGAUCGUGAAGUAGUUAACAUCUAGCCGAACGUCCAACCCACACGUAUUUGUAGCUUGUACAUAAUUAUAAGCCUUUUUUAAUAGUAUGACUAGACCAGGGUUUCCUAACCUUAGGACUGCGGACACCUGGAGGUCCAUGGGCCCUUCUCAGAGGGUGCCACUGUUCUGAAAUUCCGGGUUCGAAUCACGGGUUUAGCAAAUUGAUAUUAGGUUUUCUGUUCAGUGUCAGCCCGGAGUCUAGAAUUUAUGUGAUAUGGCACCUUGUUAAUCAUGUGACGGAAGACAUGCGGAAAGUGGGUGCCCGCGUUGCAUCUCUGCCUACCCCAUUGGGAAUAAAAGUCAUGUCUGUAAUUUUUUAUUCAUCUUAUUGUUUUUCUAUAAACAAGAGACUAAAAGUGGUGUAUUUUAGUAUUGAAAUAGUGAUGGAAAUUAGAAAAAGACGUGAUAAACGCACCUACGGUUGUGUGCUAAUUUGUAGAUUUGUGUUAGAGUGUGACCUGCACUUUAAAUUUAUCGAGUUCAUGUUCAGACAUGAACUCGAUAAAUUUAAAGUGAACUCGAUAAAUACGUAUCUGAAUACGUUGCAUCCGUUGUAGACGCCCGUCUACAACGGGUGCGUGAGCGUAUCCAAUACGCGGUGAUGUGGUUCGGCUCGGCUCGGAGGUUACGAUGUCUGGACGCAGGAUAACUGGCAACUGAAUAUGGAUGUUGGAAUAAUGUAAUUUUAUGUACUAAUUAAACAUUUUCUCUCGAGGAAUAA
Molecule: messenger RNA, 4214 nt
Organism: Manduca sexta (tobacco hornworm)
Lineage: Eukaryota; Metazoa; Arthropoda; Insecta; Lepidoptera; Sphingidae
Gene: Prp39
Product: pre-mRNA-processing factor 39
Exons: 16
Coding region: 196-3048 (950 amino acids)
Biological process (GO): RNA processing; mRNA 5'-splice site recognition
Cellular component (GO): U1 snRNP; U2-type prespliceosome; commitment complex
Molecular function (GO): protein binding
Source: RefSeq, a predicted model, not a curated record